Messenger RNA from Saccostrea echinata, 399 nucleotides. Its product is annotated as streptavidin-V2-like. The transcript has 2 exons. Gene Ontology annotation, molecular function: biotin binding. Bases 1 to 399 code for a protein of 132 amino acids. The record is from RefSeq and is a predicted model, not a curated record. NCBI's taxonomy places the organism in Eukaryota, Metazoa, Mollusca, Bivalvia, Ostreida, Ostreidae.
AUGGGAAGUCGCAGCUCGACCUUUGAAGCUCAAGAGAGAAAUGACAACCAGUGUCCCUUUUCUGAGAAGUGGAAAAAUGAGCUUGGUUCGAUAUUAUCAAUUACAUGCAAGGGAGAAAGCAUCGUAGGUAAAUAUAACAGAGCCGUCGGAAAGGCUGAACACGAUUACCAUCUUGCAGGAAAGUAUGAACUGCUAAAAGGGGAUGACUGCAUGUUGGGAUGGUCUGUAGCUUGGAAAAAUCAAUAUAAAGAUGCAAAGUCUGUCACCAGCUGGACAGGGGUUUAUUAUAAGAAGGAUGACAAAAUCAAGACUCAGUGGGUUCUUGGUGCUUACAAAGAACCUAACGAUUACUGGAACACUUUCAACACCAAUCAGGACGUAUUUAGCAGAGUUAAAUAG